CGCAAAAACAUAAGGAAAGGAAAAAUGGCGGAUGGUGUUGUUGUAAUAAUGUUUCUUAAAAGAUAGUAAAAUGUCAUUUACAAACGAAUUGUGCGUCCUUGGAGUGGACUAAUUUUCUUGACAAUAAAACGAACAUUGUAAUCACCAUGGGAUUAAAAUUAAGCACAAACAAUUCGCCGAGACUGAGGACUUACUCUGGCAGCAGCCCAAGUGGCACAAAUGGUGGAAAUACAGGAAUCGCAGUCCGGGCAGGUGGCUCGGGUGCUCGGGCACGUGCAAGAAGUUUUGGUAGUUUCCAAACUUCGGGACAUUCUUCAUCUUUGAGUAUUCCUGCUAACGUAGUUAGCCACAGGGGGAAUUCUCCUGAUUCUGACUCAAGUUCCCCAGAAGAUGGGUCUGCCUUUGGAAGAACAUUUACACAUUCUCUCCCAGUUCAUCUCUUUGCUUUACAAGGCAUCAAAUGUCCUGUUUGUUCCAAAUUUAUAUCAGCUGAAGAUAUUGAAUGUCACCUGGUAAUGUGUUUAACGAAGCCUAGAAUAAGUUACAAUGAGGAUGUUUUAUCAGAAGAUAAAGGUGAAUGUGUAAUAUGUUUUGAAGAUUUAGUACAAGGUGAUACAAUUGCUAGAUUACCUUGUCUAUGUAUAUACCACAAGGGAUGCAUUGAUAAAUGGUUUGAAGUUAAUAGGUCAUGUCCAGAGCACCCCUCGGAUUAAGAAAUCAACUCUCUGAAUCUGUUACAUAGAAGAUUCCAAUAUUAUGGAAAAGGGGGUAUAUAAGAGACUAUUUAAGAUAUUGUGAUAUGUUGAAUGUGGAUUAUUUUGUGAUUUUAUGUUUUAAUUUUUUUUUAAAAUUGAAAACUACUUUUCAUAAUACUGUAUACACUGCGAUUAUACAGUGGACCAUUUUACAUGAAUUUGCAUAAAAAAAUAUGUGUGAAUAUUCAUAAUAUUAUAAUAAGACGACGGCUCUUUUUGUGAGAUGUCAUGGUUACGACUGAAACAGAAACAACAUUUAUGUUUAAUAACAAUUGGCUGAUUUGUUUUGACGGUUUGGAUCAGAAGAAGUGCAACACCAUUGUUUCUACUGUUAAAUGCCAUGUGUAUGGAGAGAAAGAUAGAAUUAGUUUAGAAUUUGACAUAUUUACAAGUUCUUUCUCUCGACUUUGUUGGAAAUUUAUGAAGGUUACAGCAGAAUAAUAAAUACCGGUAUUUGCAAUUUCAAUAGCAGCUUCUAUGAAUAGAAGGGCCUACUUUCAAUAGCAGCUUCUAUGAAGAGAAAGGCCUAUUUCUACAAGAAAAGACAAAAACAGUUCACGUUUUUACAAGUUUUUCAGCUGGAUUAUAUGAAUGUCAAGCAAGAAUUCCAUCUGUGAUUUCUAGUAAACUUUUCUCUGAGGAGGUUUUAGAAAUGACCUAUUUUCUACUGAAGAAAUUAACGCAGACUAAUUCCUCAGUUGAUUGGUGUCCAUUCAACAUGCAGAAGACCAAGAAGAAUUCAUAUUUUUUUCCUAUCUAUACUUUGGGAUGUCACCUGGGCGCUUUAUUCAUGAAAACUUAACAUGAAAAAUGUUACGGAUGCAGCCAUUUUAUUGGUUGAGGUUCAAAAUCCUAGUUUAAAUUUUGUGCUCUUAGCGAAUGAAAAGGCUGCAUUCUUAAAAUGUUUCAGCUUAAAUUUUCAUGAAUAAAUCCUCACAAUCUCUAUUAUGGUUCACUGUAACUUGACAGAUAUCAGUAGGUCUGCUGCAAUAAAAUAAUUUAUAGCGAGCAAGUAAUUAUUGUGUUGAAUGAGAGAUCUAGAGAUUAAAAUUGAAAUAUUUAAAGGAUGCAGCCGUUUCAUUGGUUGAGAUAGUACAAAUUAGUUUUUUGGCCAAUGAAAGGGCUGAAUUUUUAAGUAAGGUUAAGAUGAAGAUAUAGUAUUCUGUUAAAACAAACCGGCUAAAUGAAUUUCUAUUUAUAAAAAUAUGUGACAAAGUGAUAUUUUGGUUGACAUGGAUACAAGAAAGAUAACUCUUAUGAUACAUGACUAUGACUAUAAGUGCCAAUUCCUAUCCCAUUCCUCUAGAUACUACAGUAGUCAAGAUGCUCAUAUAUAAGUUGUAUUGUUAACUAGUUCACUGUUGUAUUUAUAAUGGUUGUUAUUGGCAACAGAUGCUUGUUGUUAUUGGUAACUGGUGUGUGCUGAUAGUUAUUUUAGUCACCGAUUUUGGUUGUCAUUGGCAACUGAUGCAUGAUCGAUGCAUGCCGAUAGUGA
Molecule: messenger RNA, 2250 nt
Organism: Patella vulgata (common limpet)
Lineage: Eukaryota; Metazoa; Mollusca; Gastropoda; Patellidae
Product: E3 ubiquitin-protein ligase ZNRF2
Exons: 4
Coding region: 147-713 (188 amino acids)
Source: RefSeq, a predicted model, not a curated record